Messenger RNA from Panonychus citri (citrus red mite), 1372 nucleotides. RefSeq names its product protein Abitram-like. The transcript is spliced from 4 exons. NCBI's taxonomy places the organism in Eukaryota, Metazoa, Arthropoda, Arachnida, Trombidiformes, Tetranychidae. The coding region runs from base 560 to 1213 and encodes 217 amino acids. Gene Ontology annotation, molecular function: actin monomer binding; actin filament binding. Gene Ontology annotation, biological process: regulation of actin filament polymerization; dendrite morphogenesis; regulation of filopodium assembly. The record is from RefSeq and is a predicted model, not a curated record. Gene Ontology annotation, cellular component: nucleus; filopodium tip; dendrite.
AGAAUCACCAAAAAACCUCAACGAGCCACAAAAUCCCAAACCUGAUUUCUCAACAACAACUGUUCCCCAUGCUUGUUGAUUUCUUGAUCUUUAUUCACAAUUUGUUUAUUUUUUUCUCUCUCUCACCAUCAACAAAUCAAUUAGAAUAUCAAUUAACAAUUUGAUAUUCUAUUCUUUUUCACUUAGAGAAUAAUUUGAUUAGUUUUAUCUAAAAGGUUUUCUAUUCAAACCGAUUCUGUGCGCCUUUGGUUUUCUUCACAUGUGAGAUCAUUUGUUUUCCUGGUAAAUUCAAUUUUCUAGUCAUUGGCUUUUUGUUUUUCCUCCAUUUUGUUUACUUUUUUGUUCUUCUCUUAAUCAUUAUCCUUGUGAUUAAUAAUCUCACCAUCAUCAUCAUCAUCAACAACAGCAUCAUCUUCAAUUGGCAAAUCUACACAUUAACCCAAGUGAUUGUAUCUGUUUGAUUAUUUUUUGUUCAUCUCAAAAUCAUUAGUAAUUUAUAGUUACAACAACAUUAGCUCAAUAACCCAAGGGUUUUGUUUUUGUCACAACAACAACAACAAUGGAAGAAGAGGAUUCAAGUAACCUGAUUGAAAGGAAAACUCAAGACUUUGAUGAUUAUCCUUUACCAUGUGAUAGGAUUAUUUCUGAAUUACCUUCAGUUACUCAAAGAUAUUAUGAGCCUCGUUUCUAUGUACCCAAAUUAACCAGAAAAGUGCCAGUUGAAUGUCACAUUGGUCAUCAAAUUGUCCUUUUUCAUAACAAUAGGAUUGGAGUGGUUACUUUAGCUCCUAAUCAUCCGUUAAUUACCAAUGAUAGUGAAAUAGAAUCACUUGAUUUCCAAGUAACAGACAAAACAAAUAGAUUGGACAACAAAGUCUCCGGUAAAUGGAAAAAAGGUGGACAAAGGGUGGACCAAAAUUCAUUGCUUUGUGUUGCUUCAUGUGAAGACGGUUCUUCUUAUGCGAUAUUUUCGUGUAUGAGAGGAACACUCAUUGAAAUUAACGAGAAAUUAUUCACCGAUCCAAACAUUUUACGGAAAAAGCCAUGGUCGGAGGGCUACGUCGCCAUUAUAUUCCCGUUCGCGAAAACAUUCAAAAUAGAGAAGGACAAUCUCAUGUCUUGGGCUGAUUACAAAAUUUUCCAAUCACAAGCAAAUCAAAUUGAAGAGGACGAAGACGUUAAACAAGAAGUUAAAAGUGAUACAACAAAUUAAAUCGAGCUCAUUUGUAUUCCGAUUGCUUUUAAUUAUCAUCAAAACCAUAUCCUGAUCACGUUAAUCAGUUUGAUCUCACUGAUUUUAAUUUAUUCUUUUGUAAAUUACUAGACAAUUUUUGAGAACUUAACAAAUACAUUUGUCAUUCUUAUUGGUAAA